Physeter macrocephalus (sperm whale) is the source of this 5022-nucleotide messenger RNA. RefSeq names its product zinc finger protein 697 (gene ZNF697). NCBI's taxonomy places the organism in Eukaryota, Metazoa, Chordata, Mammalia, Artiodactyla, Physeteridae. Bases 3117 to 4997 code for a protein of 626 amino acids. The record is from RefSeq and is a predicted model, not a curated record. The transcript is spliced from 4 exons.
AAAUGUGUACUUAAGUGUAUGUAAAUGUUUCAUUUUACGCUGAAAAAAGUCUAGCUCUGGAGUUUAAAAUUUAAUCAGGCAGGAACAAUGAAGUGUCAGGUGAUGUCUCUCCAUUUUUAUUCUCUCUUUCUCUUUGUUGGAAGACACCUUGGAGGAUUAUAUGCAGAGGUGUCACUUACCCACUGCUGAAGUGAACUGGGCUGGAACAUGCCAGCCAUUCUUUAUCAAUGAUGCCAAACAGUUAUUUUAGGCAGAGAAUUGGAAGAGCCAUUUUUCCUGUUGAAUUUGCAGUGGGAAAUUGGGGUGAUUGAAUGUAUGCCUCAAACCCUUUGGUCCCAACAUUCCUCUCCCCCUAUUCACUGUGAUGAACAUUGUCCUGAGGGCUGUUCAUUCCAGUGGAAAUAUGAUUACAGAAUCAUCUGGGUUGAAAAAGGCUUCCUGAGGUCACCUGACCCCAUCUGGUAAACUUAACGAGAGAUUCCAACAUCAACUCUCCCAGAACAAAGCUGUUUGUUAACAACUCCCAUAUCCCCCAUAGACCCCCUUUGCAUUCUAAGUCUGUUUUCUCUUUUGUCCUUCAGUGAAAUAGAUUAUUAAAUUGCUCUUUCUGCUGUGGGGUGUGUAUGCCUGUACACACACGUCUGUAGAUCUUUAAGAUUAAUUUUGAUUCUUCCCCGCUGUCUUUUACAGCGCAUACACCCUGAGACCCCAUUCCAUUCUCUGUAUAUAGUAAUGGUUUUUGUGAAAAAUAAGAUGUUUUCAUGAGUAAAUUUCGACAUAGGAUGGGAUUAUUGCAGACUGUGUUUUUUAGCUACGGUGUGUGUGAUGGUUAAUUUUAUGCAUCAACUUGGGACGGUAGGUACACAGAUAUUUGGUCAAACAUUAUUCUGGGUGUUUCUGUGACAGAGUGUUUGGAUGACAUUAACAUUUAAAUUGGUAAACUUUGAGGAAAGCAGAUUGACCUCCAUAAUGUGGGUGGGCCUCAUCCAGUCAGAAGAAGCCCUAAAUAGAACAAAAAGACUGAUUCCCCUGAACAAGGAGGAGUUCUCCAGCAAACAGCCUGCAGACUGGAACUGCAGCACCAGUUCUCCUGGGUCUCCAGUCUGAUCGCCCACCCUGUGGAUUUUUGGGCUUGCCAGCCUCCAUAACCACAUGAGCCAAUUCUUCAUAAUAAUUCUCUUUCUGUAUACACAUCCUAUUGGUUCUCUUUCUUCAGAGAACCCUGACAAAUAGUGUGGGGAAAAAAAGACAAGUAUAUGCCCCAAUUUAUUUGGCUGUCUGUUUUAUAUUAAAGAGAUGGAAAGAUCACUGGAGAAGCCAUCAGAAAAUUGAGAUUCUGGCCCUAACUUUUCUAGCAAACUGCCUUUCAGUCUCUGAUCUAGUCACUUUCCCUCUCUGAGCCUCAAUUUCCUGUCUGUGGAAGGAGUUUCAGCACACGGAUUCCCAAGUAUAUGCUUCCACGAAAUACAAACAUUGAACAUUUGAGCCAACUACUGAAGACAACUUUUCUGAGGACUGCCCUGGUGCUAGAUAAAAAAAGACGCUGAGGCUGUACACAGGUAGUGCUGGUAGACGAUGCAAGCAGAGCAGAGAAAAAAAUCUUGAACAGAAGUAUUCCCUGUGCAUCAGGUAGAAUAUUCUAUUUUAGUUAAAUGUAAAAUCUGGGACGAUUAAAUGCCUGCAUGAAAACCUUUAGCUUCUAUGUCUUCUCAUCUGAGGGCAGAUGGUCUAACUUUGAAGGAGCUUAGAAUCUGUCUCUGCAUUGCAAUAAUUCUUAUUUUGUGCAGGAGUUGUGGGGUGGUGGUAGAGGCUUGGCAGCUGUGACAAGCUGAGGCCCUACAGCCAAACUGAGGGGUCCUGGCCCAACCAUUAGACAGGAAAUGCCUGACCCCAAGGACAUAUGUGCUAUUCUUGACCAUAAAGAUUGGAAAGAAUCUCAGACUAGCUCUGGCCAGUGGGGUUGUAAAUGGAUUUCUCUGUUGCCUUGGUUUUGAGCCUGUCUCUUUUUUCAAAUUGGGUUUCCCUCUCCAGGUAAAAAAGCAGUAACCACAAGGAGGAAACCAUGUUAUUUUAGCUUCUCCUGUCUGGAGAGUGGUCAGUACUUAGCUGCAGUAAUCUUUUAGCUCUGUCUGAAAUUACCGUGCACCUCAUGCAGCAGUCUGCCACUUGGGAGGUUGGCAUUUGGGGUUGGACAGUCUGGGUGUGUGACUGGGAAGUCAGCUGGCCCUUGGGAUGCAGACACAUUCACCCCGUUCACUGGAGGCAUCCCCUGCCAGUAUGGUGAGGUGGAGUUCUUUGCCCUUUUCAUUCUUUCUGACCACAGGCUCACCCAUGAGGAGGCAGGACUCCGAUGGCUGUAUCCCCUGAGAGGCUGGUUGACUGUUUACCCAGUUGGUGCCUGAAGACUGACAAAUGAUUAACCCCCCGGAAUCCCCGGUUAGACCCCAGUUACGGUCAUGAGUUCAGCCUUUAGAGCUGCAGACUUAAAUUGUUUUUCCAGCAUUCUACGCAGCCGGGCGCCCCUGCCGGACUCUGCGAUGGAAACCCUCCCUGGGGAGAGUGGUGCGCAGGGGCCGUGGGAAGUGAAGGGAGGAAGCACUGAGGGCUUCGGGGGAGGCGGGGUCUGAGCCGCGCCGAGGUAGGGAAGGGACCGCCAGAGCAGAGGGGACCGGAAAGGAGCUGCAGCCUGGAGGAGGCCGAGUGGGAGCCGCUCCUGGCCGGCCGCCUGGCCGCUUCCUUCCCGUGACAUGACAGCCCCGCCGGCCUGGCUCCCGGCCACCUGGCAGUGGCUGGCUGUGGCACAUGACUGCCUGUCCCGCCUGGGAGGGGGCGGGGAGAGGUCUGCUCUCGGGCGGUGGCUCCCCCAGCCUGGCCAUCCCGCCUGCCAAGGGGCCGCAGGUGGGCCCGCUCCUCUCCGGGGGUUACGCCCUGGCCAGCUGUCCCCUUCCCGGGGAGUGGGAAUGCCAUGGCAAGGAGCCAAGAGACGCUGGGGAGAGACCUGACAAUACCUCGGAGCUGUGUCACCUGGAGCUCAACUGGCUGAGCCUCAGUUCUCUUCACGUGGAAAACAGGGUGGAUGACCCUCGGUGCUCACCCGACGGAAUUACUGGAGUCAAAUGAGAGGGAUCCGCUCCAGUGCAGGGUCAGCUGCAUUGGGCAUCCCAACGGGAGACCACUGGCAGCAGGGGGCUGAGCGCCGCACUCCACCACUCCCAUUCCCGCCAGCAGGGGGCGUGACACGGAGGGUCCUGCGCACGAUGCCCCAGAGAAGGACGGCCGGUGGCUCAUCUUCCAGGAAGUGUGCCAGCUGCUUUUACAUUAACCUCAUAUGGGAUCCCUGGUCACCUCCCUUGUCCUGUUCUUCCUGGAUGGAACGAGAAGAUAAACGGGGCGUGUGUGAAGCCCAGGACUCAGAAGACAAGGGGAUGGGCUCUGAUUUUGAGAACUCUGAAGACAGGGAAGGGGACCCAGAAGACAGAGGAAUGGGCUCUAACCCACAUGAUGCAGACAAGAGAGAAUGCCACCUGGAGCAGGAGAUGGGCUCCAACCCACAGGGUGAAGCUCUAAGAGCGGACUCAGAGGAGAGGGUACUAGUGUCUAACAUCUGCACAGAGGGGCUGCUGAGCGAGGAAGAAGGGGUUGCUCUCCGUGAGGAAGAGGAUGACCAAGCUGGAGUAGCUGAGAUGGCGAUGUUCGCAGGGCUGUCUGAGUCCGUCGGCAUUUCCCGGAGCCCCCAGGAAGAGGAGGAAGAGGAGCAGCCGCCUCCUGCCGUGCUUCCCUGGAGGCGGCACCUCUCCCUGGGGAGUCGACACCGGGGUGACAAGCCCGCCCACCGCCGAUUCCGCCGGCUCCACCACCCCAUGGCCAUGGACCUCGGGGAGCUCGACAGCCUGAUGGCCAGCAUCAUGGACGCACCCACCAUCUGCCCCGACUGCGGGGAGAGCUUCAGUCCGGGCGCCGCCUUCCUGCAGCACCAGCGCAUUCACCGCCUGGCGGAGGCCGCCGCGGCCGCCAGCCUGGAGCCCUUCGGCUUCGCUGGCGAGUGCGCCGGGGUGGUGGGGAUGAUGGGCGUGGGCGUGGGCGUGGCGGGGGGCUUCGGGGCGGGGCCCGCGCUGACCCGGCCCCCGCGCGAGAAGCCCUUCCGCUGCGGGGAGUGCGGCAAGGGCUUCAGCCGCAACACCUACCUGACCAACCACUUGCGGUUGCACACGGGCGAGCGGCCCAACCUGUGCUCCGACUGCGGCAAGAGCUUCAGCUGGCGCGCCGACCUGCUCAAGCACCGGCGCCUGCACACGGGCGAGAAGCCCUACCCGUGCCCCGAGUGCGGCGAGGCCUUCAGCCUCAGCUCGCACCUGCUGAGCCACCGGCGGGCGCACGCGGCGGCCAGCGGCGCGGGGACUGCGGCGCUGCGGCCCUUCGCCUGCGGGGAGUGCGGCAAGGGCUUCGUGCGCCGUUCGCACCUGGCUAACCACCAGCGCAUCCACACGGGCGAGAAGCCGCACGGCUGCGGCGAGUGCGGCAAGCGCUUCAGCUGGCGCUCGGACCUGGUGAAGCACCAGCGCGUGCACACGGGCGAGAAGCCCUACAUGUGCUCCGAGUGCGGGGAAACCUUCAGCGUCAGCUCUCACCUCUUCACGCACAAGCGCACGCACUCGGGUGAGCGGCCGUACGUGUGCCGCGAAUGCGGCAAGGGCUUCGGGCGCAACUCGCAUCUGGUGAACCACCUGCGCGUGCACACGGGCGAGAAGCCCUUCCGCUGCGGCCAGUGCGAGAAGCGUUUCAGCGACUUCUCCACGCUCACGCAGCACCAGCGCACGCACACGGGCGAGAAGCCCUACACGUGCAUCGAGUGCGGCAAAAGCUUCAUCCAGAGCUCGCACCUGAUCCGCCACCGCCGCAUCCACACGGGCAACAAGCCGCACAAGUGCGCCGGCUGUGGCAAGGGCUUCCGCUACAAGACGCACCUUGCGCAGCACCAGAAGCUGCACCUGUGCUAGGGCUGCGCCCGACGGAGGCUGCGCA